Molecule: messenger RNA, 1081 nt
Organism: Raphanus sativus (radish)
Lineage: Eukaryota; Viridiplantae; Streptophyta; Magnoliopsida; Brassicales; Brassicaceae
Product: protein transport protein Sec61 subunit gamma-3
Exons: 2
Coding region: 195-404 (69 amino acids)
Biological process (GO): protein targeting; post-translational protein targeting to membrane, translocation
Cellular component (GO): membrane; Ssh1 translocon complex
Molecular function (GO): transmembrane protein transporter activity
Source: RefSeq, a predicted model, not a curated record
AAAGACAAUAAUACGAAACCAAACCGGAGUCUUUGUGUUCAGACCGAAAUCAAAGUCUGAAUUGGAAGAGGAAGCAAAGUCAACGAAGCCAAGAAACUAGUACACUAUAAAUUCAGAAUGUCAAAUAAAAACCUCAUUUACCUCUAAAACGAAAUCUCCUGAAACCCUAAUUUUCCAAUUCGAUCAGAGAAGAUAUGGACGCCAUUGAUUCCGCCAUCGAUCCACUCAGAGAUUUCGCUAAAAGCAGCGUCCGUCUCGUCCAGCGCUGUCACAAACCCGAUCGCAAGGAAUUCACGAAGGUGGCUGUGCGUACGGCGAUAGGAUUUGUGGUGAUGGGAUUCGUAGGGUUCUUCGUGAAGCUCGUUUUCAUCCCAAUCAACAACAUCAUCGUUGGAUCUUCUUAGCCUAAAUAUUUUUACGAGGUUUUACACUUAUCUUUUCCUCCUCUGAUGAUUUUGCGGCAUACAGUAGUUAAUAAUAAUAAUAAUAAGUCAAUGUUGUCAAUGGAUCUCGCAUCAUUGUAUGUGCAUAGAUACAUGUCAUGUUUCUUGCAUUGAACCAAUGGUUCUGUCUCAUUGUAUAUUUGCCCUUUAUGAUGAGUUUUUAUUUGUUCUGAAUCCAUUCUCUGCGGUUAGUCAUGGAUGGAGUCUUUCUUUGUAUUUGAGUUCAUUGUUCAUAUGAGGGUUGCCUUGUAGUCUUUCUAAAUUUACCCUUUGCGGAUCUUUGAUCGUAUUUUGUUGUACCACCAUUUGAUUGUUUCUUUCAAGCAAGAUAUCAUGAUAGUACAAAGUUCAUAUGUGAAAGUCUCUCCAAUCUAAACUGAACUGUUAUUUUUGCAGGCUAUGCGCCAAGGAGGAGUAGGAAGGAAAGAGACUCCAUAACCUGUUGUGAAACCUCUCUGUAUUCUCUGUUUUUCUAGGUUACAUUUUUAUCCACCCUUGAAACUUGAAAGUCUGAUUUUCCUUUAUUUGGAUUUUCUCGUUUCUUUAAGACCCAUAAGAUUUUAUUUCUUUUUGUAUACAAAAAAGUAUUGUCCUCGAGAAACUACGCUUUAAACACGAAACUCUACAUUUUUUAGUGA